GCCGCAGAUUCUAAUCUAGUGGCUGAGAUCAACCCAAAACCACUGGUUCUUCUUUCUUCUUUCUUCUUCCUCUCAUCUUCGCGCGCUUACGCGACUUCACACCAAACAAAGGCGAAGAUGCGAGUGUCAGUUUCAUCUCCGCCUCGUCUUCACUCUCCGUUCAUUCACUCCCCCGUCAGUUACACUCAGUCUUCUUCCCGUCUCCGGUCGCCAGCUACAUGUUAUCCACGAAUCAAAGCAGAAGUUGACACGAACACGGUAGUCGCGAUUUCUGUUGGUGUGGCCAGCGUCGCAUUGGGCAUCGGAAUCCCUGUCUUCUACGAGACACAAAUCGACAAUGCCGCUAAGCGAGAGAAUACUCAACCUUGUUUUCCCUGCAAUGGAACCGGAGCUCAGAAAUGUAGAUUGUGUGUGGGAAGUGGUAACGUAACUGUAGAGCUUGGUGGAGGAGAGAAGGAAGUCUCCAACUGUAUCAACUGUGAUGGUGCUGGUUCCUUAACUUGCACUACUUGUCAAGGCUCUGGUCUUCAACCUCGUUACCUUGACCGAAGGGAGUUCAAGGACGAUGACUAAACAUCUUUCACUAUAGAACCAUAUCAAAGAGUCUCUCUUCUUAUGUUUCUUCAUCGGAAUGGACACACAUUUGUACAAUACUGUUUUGUUUUGUUCACCAAACAUGUGAGAAAUCAUGACCUGGAUACUGAAACAGUUGAAAGAUAACAUGAUAGACCAACUUGUACCUUCAACUUACAGCUGAUACUAUUUUCCUCCUCAACUA
Messenger RNA from Brassica rapa (field mustard), 778 nucleotides. RefSeq names its product protein disulfide-isomerase LQY1, chloroplastic. Gene Ontology annotation, biological process: photosystem II repair. Gene Ontology annotation, cellular component: chloroplast. The record is from RefSeq and is a predicted model, not a curated record. Gene Ontology annotation, molecular function: protein disulfide isomerase activity. NCBI's taxonomy places the organism in Eukaryota, Viridiplantae, Streptophyta, Magnoliopsida, Brassicales, Brassicaceae.